ACGCCCGCCGGCCGACCGAGCCCGCAGCCCUAGGCCGGCUGGGCCUGCGCGGUGCGGCAUGACCCGACCCUUCCGCUGUCCGACCGGCCCAUGGGAUACCAAGAUCUCCCCGGGCGAGGCGCGGCCCUGCCCCGGUGGGUGAGAGGCCGCCACAAGCCCCAACACGGCCCGGUGGCCCCGGCCCCGCCCCGCCGUACCUGCGGCGGGAGGGAGCCCGUGCGUCCCCCCGCCCCGCGCGGCGGCGUCUGCUCCUCGCUGAUCUUCUGCUUCAGCUUCUUGAACAUGAUGGCGGGACGGAGAAGAGGACUAGGCUUCCCGGCCAGCCGAUGGGGCAGCGAGGGGCGCCCGGGGGACGACGGGACCGAGUUCCACCUGCCCCUGCCCGCGGAGCCGCCGCCGCCGCCCCGCACUCGGUCCCCGCUCCCCGGGGCAGGGCAACGUCGCGGCAGCUGCGCCUGCGCGGCCAACGUGGAGCCGAGCGCCCUGGCCGGCACGGUGCGCGGCGAGGUACAAACUUCCCAGCGCAAUGCCCGGGGCCACCCCUCCCCCAAGCCCGCACUCCAGCUGCGACCGCGGCGAAGCAGCGCCGCCUCGCCUCUCUCCCAGCGGGCGCGGGAGGCGGUACCGUCCAGGGAACGGAGCUGGCAGAAAGGAGUCACCGCUUCCGUCAAGAGGGAAAACGGAGCGGUAACAACCGCCCGCAGCGGCCUCGCGGCACCUCUGCGCCGCCGUACCGUGUGACCCCGUACCUCCGCCCCGCCAGAACGCUGACGGUCUUAAAGCCCUCGCGUGACCGAGUCCUUCUAAGCCGAGAAUCAUCCCCUGCAGACCUGAGACAUCCCACAUUUCAGAAGAUUCUAUGCAAACCCUCUACUCAAGAGUGAACAAAAGACU
This is a messenger RNA of Pipra filicauda (Wire-tailed manakin), 894 nucleotides long. RefSeq names its product translation initiation factor IF-2-like. NCBI's taxonomy places the organism in Eukaryota, Metazoa, Chordata, Aves, Passeriformes, Pipridae. The record is from RefSeq and is a predicted model, not a curated record. Bases 327 to 884 code for a protein of 185 amino acids. The transcript has 2 exons.